Molecule: messenger RNA, 2402 nt
Organism: Drosophila elegans
Lineage: Eukaryota; Metazoa; Arthropoda; Insecta; Diptera; Drosophilidae
Product: organic cation transporter protein
Exons: 8
Coding region: 472-2154 (560 amino acids)
Biological process (GO): transmembrane transport
Cellular component (GO): membrane
Molecular function (GO): transmembrane transporter activity
Source: RefSeq, a predicted model, not a curated record
GUGUGCGUUUGCAUGUUCUUUUUUCUCAAGACAAUUCAGUAUUUCGCCUGACAUUGCGCGAUUCGGAUUGGAGACAAAUCACGGAGCUAAAUCCCGGACCCGGACAUCCGCAGUGGAAGUGCGGGGUUUUUUUUUUAUUCGGUGAAUGGUGAACACAAUAAUUACUCCAAAGACACCUGUUUAGUAAGUGGGUCUUCGGUAAUUAUUCGGUCUAGUGAGCGAGUGCAAAACACAGAGUCACCAAGUGCAUCAUUAAAAACUCGCAGUGAUUAGAUAAUGGGAGCAGUCUUAUCUGGACACUUGGCCAACGUAUUUCAGCAGCCUGCAGAAGUUCCCACCAAGUGGAUGCAAAUAUAGAGUCCACCCCGACCCUGACCUUUGUAAACAACUUAGGGCUCACGUGCUUUAAAAAUCCGGAAUACCUAGAUUUCUUUUCCCUUUGCCCUAUUGGGAGUUUCUUAAACCUUUGGCAUGUCAGUUCCGGCGGCAGCUGCGGCGUCUGCCGUCCUGGACUUUGACGACAUCCUCGCCCAGAUCGGAGAAUUCGGGCGCUUUCAGCGGCGGAACUACCUGCUCAUAUGCCUGCCGGUUCUGUUCGCAGCAGCCAACAGUUUGUCGUAUGUCUUUACGGCCGGAUCGCCCACGUAUCGGUGCUUCGUGCCCGGCUGCGACAGCCCGGAUGAGCAGGAUUAUGGAGCGGAUUGGGUCUCUGUCGCGGUGCCCGGCAGCUGGAGCAAGCGGGGACACUUCACGCCGGAAACCUGUGACAGGUUCGUGGCGAAUGAAAGCACCCUCGAAGUUGAGCCUUGGAGCCCAUGGUCGUUGGGUCGGUGCUCCGCCGAGAACUUUACGGCGGAAACGGAGCGAUGCCAGCAGUUCGUCUACGGCAGUGCGGAGCGGACCAUUGUGCAGCAGUGGGGGAUGCAGUGCAAGGAGAACCUCUGGAAGCUGGCCUUUGUCGGCACAAUGCACUUUGCCGGUCUGGUGGUGGGAACAGCCCUCUCCGGUUAUCUGGCCGAUCGUUAUGGGCGUAAGCACGUCUUUCUCAUCUGCAUUGUGUUCAUGGCGUUGACGGGAGUGGCGCAGGCGUUGUCCUGGAACUACGGCAGUUUUCUGGUGUUCGCCCUGCUGAACGCGGUGGGCACUUCCGGCGUAUAUCCGCUGGCCUUCAUCAUUGGCGUGGAGAUGGUGGGUCCACGGAAGCGCGAGAUGUCCUCCAUUGUGCUCAACUACUUUUACGCGGUGGGCGAGGCGCUGUUGGGUCUAUCCAUCUUCCUGGCGGACUGGCGUCAACUGCAGCUGGUGCUCUCGCUUCCGCCGCUCGUCUGUGUGGCCUAUUUCUGGCUAGUUCCGGAGUCGGUGCGCUGGCUCCUGGCUCGAAACCGGCGGGAGCAGGCUGGCGCCAUCAUCCGACGGGCGGCGAAGGUGAACCGGCGGGACAUCUCCGUCGAACUGAUGGCCAGCUUCAAGCAGCAGGAGCUGGAUGCGGAAACGGCCAUGGAGGAUGAGGCCGAGACUGGAGUACUGGCCGAACGGAAGGACGACCGGAUCUGGCUGGCCAUCAAAGAGGUUGCUGGAUGCCACAUUUUGAUCGCCAGAUACGCCAUUCUGCUGCUCAUUUGGGCCGUUAACGCCAUCGUCUACUAUGGCCUAUCGCUGAAUGCGACCAGCUUGAGUGGCAACAAGUACCUUAACUUCGCCCUGGUCUGCCUGGUCGAGAUCCCCGGCUAUAGCCUCGCCUGGCUCUUCCUGCAAAGGCUUGGCCGACGUUUGGCCCUCUCCGGAUCACUCCUGCUCUGCUCCAUCACAUGUGUUGCCAGCGGCUUCGUCACCCUGGGUGCCAACUGGCUCGUCGUAACCCUUUUCCUCAUCGGGAAACUCGGAAUCACCUCCUCCUUUGCCGUCAUCUACACAUUCACUGCGGAAAUGAUGCCCACGGUCAUUCGGAGCGGAGGCGUCGGUGUCAUGUCCACGUUUGCACGCUUUGGGGCGAUGCUGGCUCCCUUUGUGCCGCUAUUGGCUACUUACUACGAACCGCUGCCUCUGCUGCUAUUUGGGGCAUUAUCCCUGGUUGCUGGACUCCUUUCGUUGCUACUGCCGGAAACCUUUAAUAAGAAGCUGCCGGAUACGGUGGAAGAGGCCAUUGCGUUGUGAAAAUGAUAAUGGCUUUUUAGAUGCCGAUUUUGGGGACAUUAUAAGAUUGGCGACCCAGAUUUUUUUUAUAAAAUAAUGUUGCAGAGCUUUACAAAUCCUCGUAAUAAAGUAUUUUAUACAAAAUGGAAAAACUAUCUUAGACCAUUCGACUUUUUAAGUUGUCAAAAAUAUGGCACACAUGAAAUACCAACAAAGCAAUAAGUGAAAAGAUACAUUCUACAAAUACAUGUUGACAGGGUUUUGUAAUU